AUGAACGAGCUGGACGCGUUGUACGCUCAGGCGAAUUACGUCGUUCGAGACGUGGACUAUAAGUGUUUCCCACCUGAGACUUUAAGAUUCACCCGCGAGUGGAGCAAGGACAUCACGUUCCUGGAAACGUUAGGCAUGACUGAUAUCCAGGACGACGAUAAUACUGCAGCUAGAGCGUAUCGCCUGGACUUCUCCGAGGACUUAAGGUACAACGACACUUUGCAGAUCUACUUGACGUUGAGGCGAUAUAUCGAGGACGGGCGAAUGGCCAAGAGCCAGCGACACUAUUACAGGACUUGUAUCCGCUUGAUGCCCAUUGGCUUUGACUUGGAAUCGGACACGACCACACGGGCGAGCAGAUUCGUAAAGCUUCGCAUGAGGGCGGACGAGGUGGACGAGGCGGACGUGAUCGACGUGGAGCAAAUGAUGGCCAAACUGAUGCAAAGCUACCGUUAG
This is a messenger RNA of Phytophthora nicotianae INRA-310, 456 nucleotides long. RefSeq lists its product as hypothetical. The record is from RefSeq and is a predicted model, not a curated record. The transcript is spliced from 3 exons. NCBI's taxonomy places the organism in Eukaryota, Oomycota, Peronosporomycetes, Peronosporales, Peronosporaceae. Bases 1 to 456 code for a protein of 151 amino acids.